Silurus meridionalis is the source of this 3683-nucleotide messenger RNA. RefSeq names its product calpain 5a (gene capn5a). Gene Ontology annotation, biological process: proteolysis. Gene Ontology annotation, cellular component: cytoplasm. The record is from RefSeq and is a predicted model, not a curated record. The transcript is spliced from 13 exons. Lineage: Eukaryota; Metazoa; Chordata; Actinopteri; Siluriformes; Siluridae. The coding region runs from base 138 to 2063 and encodes 641 amino acids. Gene Ontology annotation, molecular function: calcium-dependent cysteine-type endopeptidase activity.
GCCCCUCGGAGAGCACGGAAGAGCAGAGGAUCACAAACAAUCCAAAGCAGGCGAGCCGCAGGGCUGCAGAGUGUGUCGUGAAGUCCCCAGGGGGAGAAGCGACACAUUAGGUCCGGAAGACACUUUACAGGCUCAUUAUGUUCUUCUCAGUCAAGCCCUUUGAGGGCCAGCAGUUUGCCGCUCUGAUUAAACAAUGCCAGCACAACAAGACGUUGUUUGAGGACCCGCUUUUUCCAGCAGAGGACCGUUCGCUUUUCUAUCAAGGCAACCGCAUCGGUAAAAUCACAUGGAAGAGACCCAAGGAAAUCUGUGAUGACCCACACUUGUUUGUCAAUGGUAUCAGCGCUCAUGACCUGCAACAGGGUCAACUGGGAAACUGCUGGUUUGUAGCAGCCUGUUCUAGCCUGGCUUCCAGAGAGGCCCUGUGGCAGAAAGUGAUUCCAGACUGGAAGGACCAGGAAUGGGAGAAAGACAAACCAGAGGCUUACGCUGGGAUAUUCCAUUUUCGAUUUUGGCGUUUUGGAGAAUGGCUAGACGUGGUCAUUGAUGAUCGGCUUCCCACCACCAACGGCCAUCUGGUUUACUGCCAUUCUAACGACAGCAAUGAGUUCUGGAGCGCACUGGUGGAAAAAGCCUAUGCCAAGCUUAACGGCUGCUACGAGGCUCUGGAUGGCGGAAACACAGCCGAUGCGCUGGUGGAUUUUACCGGAGGUGUCUCAGAACCCAUUGACCUGCUGGAGGGCCGCUUUAAAGAGGACGAAGAAGAACGAAACAAGCUGUUUGAUCGUGUCCUCAAAGUCCACAACAGAGGAGGUCUCAUCAGCUGCUCCAUCAGGGCGACCUCUCAGUCCGACAUGGAGGCUCGACUGGAUUGCGGUCUGGUCAAAGGUCAUGCAUAUGCAGUGACUGAUGUGCACAAGGUACGGCUGGGCCACGGUCUGCUCGCCUUCUUUAAGUCUGAGAAGCUCACCAUGAUCCGCAUGAGGAACCCGUGGGGUGAAAAAGAGUGGAACGGGGCUUGGAGUGACAGCUCAGAAGAAUGGCAGAGAGUCAGUAAGAGUGAGCGGGAGAAGCUGGGAGUAACUGUACAGGAUGAUGGUGAAUUCUGGAUGAACUUUGAGGAUUUCACUAAGCACUUCACAGACUUGAUCCUGUGCCGCCUUAUUAACACGUCAUACCUGAGCAUACAUAAGACCUGGGAAGAGGAUGUCAAGUUUGGCUCAUGGUCACGCCAUGAAGACCCUCUAAAGAACCGCAGUGGCGGCUGCAUUAACAACAAAGCUACGUACCCCCAGAACCCACAGUAUGUGUUUGAGGUGAAAAAGCCAGAGGAUGAAGUUUUAAUCUGCGUACAGCAGAAAGAUAAAAGAUCUCUUAAAGAUGGCAAAGGAGAAAACUUGGCAAUCGGGUUCGACCUUCAAAGGGUGGAGCUAAACAGGAUCUACCGCAUGCACCGGCCGCAGCAGAAAAUAUGCAGCUCUGCUUACAUCAACUCCCGCAGCGUGUUCUUGCGGAAGGAAUUGAAAGAAGGUCGUUACGUUAUCAUUCCGACAACUUUUGACCCUGGUCUACAAGGAGAUUUCCUGUUACGAGUCUUCACAGAUGUGCCUUCAGAGUGCAAGGAACUGACCCUGGAUGAGCCUCCACAGACUUGUUGGACAGGCCUGUGUGGUUAUCCACAGCUGGUUACACAGGUGCAUGUGUUGAAGGCCGCAGGACUGGAGGCCCAGGACACUGGCGGAUCAUCUGACCCAUAUGUGAUCAUCAGCUGUGGAGGGAAGAAGGUGCGUUCACCAGUGCACAAGGACACACUAAAUCCUGAAUUCGAUGUAAAGGGGCUCUUCUACAGGAAGAAUCCUAAAGAGAAGAUACUCAUUCAGAUCUACAAUAGAAACGUCCUGUCUGAUUCGUUCCUGGGUCAGGUGGCUGUGAACACCGAUGCUUCAGACAUGCAGAAGGACCACGUUCUUCAUCUGCAGGGCAAAGGCAGCCGUCAGAACAGCAACGUCCCAGGCGUGAUCAGUGUGAGCAUCAUCACCAGCAAUGUUCUCACCAAUAUCUGAGAACACCCAGGUCAGCCGGAGAGCAAGAGGUUCGGAAAGAUAAACUUUACCGCUGUGCGAUUUUUCGUGGAUGUAGUUUACACAUUGCAUACUUCACUAGAGCUUUCUAACCACUUUAGACUGUAGUGGGAUUUUACAUGUUUAAUAAUGAUGGCCUUAAUAAGUUUACAUGAUCUCUUGGACCAAAAUCUGUGUGGUGUAAUCUGUUAUCUGAUUUCCUUCUAAUGUAUGUGGGAUUCUACUAUAGGUAACACUCAGAACCACUGUUCAUCCAUGAAAAAAUUUUGUUUGAUCCUAUGUAUUCCCUCACGAGUAUGUGAAGUAGUACUUUCACUCUGUUUGUGGCCAAUUAAUCUCCCUAAGUGUUAUCAUCAUCUGUUUAACAGCCAUUAAAUGUUAAGAGUUGGACAGUAAUUAAGCACGUUUACACAAUAUAAGCACUCAGGAAGCUGCAUUGUUGAGUGGCCUAUUAAACCAAGACUUCAUAUUACAGUCAUGCAACCAUUAGUAGGGAUGUAGUGCCUCAACUAUUUUUUUUUUAUUCUUAUCUCAGGAUAGCUUUUAAACCAGUGUUCUUACUAAUGUACUUUAUAGGUGCCUUUCUUCCAUAAGAAAGUUCACCAGGAACUUUUCCACAAAUUUUUAAGCCUUUUCACUAGUGUUCAUCUGGUUGCUAAGUCUGAAUUGGAUCAACUGGUACUUUAUUUGUGGUUUAUUUGUUUGUUGGUCCAAAUCUUUAGCACAUGCAACUUUGCUGCAUUUCUCAAGCCAUGUCCUUUAGCUCAGUUCUCAUGUCUGAACUCAGUUAGCAGCUCUGCUCUGCUUCACAUCUGUAUGAAAAUGUUUUCCCAAAGCACACAGCAUAUCAGGUUGGGUGAAUUUAGAGACAAAUCGCUUUAUCAGCUCAAUGAGUGUCAUCUGGCCCUAGACCGCCUUGCUUAGAGAGCCUCGAACCAGCUGCGAGUGCACUCUUAGCUUCAUUUUCUGGGGACCACAAUGUAUUGGUGUAGAGCUUGUUGUACUGAAGGUCACUGACUGGACAAUGCAGUCUUACAUGCUAUAUUUUUUUCUUAUUCUAUGUUUAAGAAACAAGUAAUGACCAAAGCUUGUUUUAUAUUUUGUGCUGCAAAACAGCACAACUGUUUCCAUGUUUUUUUCUUUUUUAAUCUAAUUAAAAAUCUACAAUUCUGAGUAUGUAUACGAUUUAUUUGUUAUAAUUUUGGAUUGCAAGAAGGAAAGUCGACAUGCUGAUUUAGAAUCAAUGCCAUGACAUGUUUGGUGACCAAAAUGGCCACUUGGUGGCUGUACAUAACUGUUCCAUUUUACUGAGGUCUUUAGUUUACUCUUUUGUUUACUUACUCCACUGUUUACUUUGUUGUCUUUAAGAGAAUGCACUUGAUAUGCAAUUUCAUGCUUUUUUUUCACACAUCUUGAAAAUCCAUCUGCCAAAAAAAAGUACAUUCUCUUUUAACAGACGUUACGAUUUUAACACGCAUCUAAUAAGGCUGAAUUAUUAAUACCUUAUACAUGGUAAUGUGCCUUGGCUGCAUGGAAACUUUUGUGUGCAUGCUUUGAAAUGCCUGCCAAAGAUGUGCAAUAAAGUGCCAUUUUGUAUUUUGA